Molecule: messenger RNA, 1824 nt
Organism: Knipowitschia caucasica
Lineage: Eukaryota; Metazoa; Chordata; Actinopteri; Gobiiformes; Gobiidae
Source: the annotation of a GenBank genome assembly
AUGUCACAGGACGCAGACAAUAAGCGUCUGGUGGUGGUGGUCCCUAAUGAGAGCUCCUUCCCAUCCGUGCGUUACACCAGUGAGGACGAGGCAUGGCGGUCCUACCUGGAGAACCCACUGACCGCUGCCACCAAAGCCAUGAUGACCAUCACGGGGGACGAGGACAGCGCCAACGCACUCACUCUGCUCUACGACUACUACAAGGUGCCCAAAGAGAAGAGGAUUCUUUCUGUUGCCAAAGUGGUGGAGCUGGUGGAGGAGAAAGGUUCUAUGUUACCCACACACUCCAGCGAGAACCAGACUGGUGAAACCGUGGACAAUCGUGUUCAAGUGCUCAAAUCCGUCCCAGUGAACUUGUCCGUGGACCAGGACGGCACCUCCUCGAAACGGGACCAGUUCAGCACCUCAUCCACGGCCGGUCCUGGCGGGGGUCCACCGGGGGCCACAGGAGACCCGGCCCCCGUGGUGAAAGCAGAGUUCACCCCGCUGUACAUGGCGGGACAUCACUACAGAGGGGAAGGGGACGAAGCGGGGCGCGUCAUCUACGAACCAAACCCUUAUGAGGUCACAGCGGCCAGCCACGGCUCCUACGUGAAGGACCCCCAGCAGAGUCCACCCGACAGCCCCUACGAGGAGCAGAGGAACGGGAAGUACCACAUGCCUUCCUCUAUGGCCACGGAUGACUACUUAUAUCACCAGGAAGGAGUUGACAGUUUCCAGUACACGUUGGACGCCUCGCGCUCCCUCCGUCAGAAACAAGGCGAGGGACCCAUGACGUAUCUGAACAAGGGCCAGUUUUACGCAGUCACACUGAACGAGCUCAGCGCCAACAAGCGGCUGCGUCACCCCAUCAGCAAAGUCCGGAGCGUGAUCAUGGUGGUUUUCAGUGAAGACAAAAACAGAGACGAACAGCUUAAAUACUGGAAGUACUGGCACUCGCGGCAGCACACGGCCAAACAGAGGGUCCUGGACAUCGCUGAUUACAAGGAAAGCUUCAAUACUAUUGGGAACAUAGAAGAAAUCGCUUACAACGCCAUCUCCUUCACCUGGGACGUCAACGAAGAGGCCAAGAUUUUCAUCACUGUGAACUGCCUGAGCACAGACUUCUCGUCUCAAAAAGGCGUGAAGGGUCUCCCGCUGAUGAUUCAGAUCGACACUUACAGCUACAACAACCGCAGCAACAAGCCGCUGCACCGGGCCUACCUCCAGAUCAAGGUCUUCUGCGACAAGGGCGCAGAGAGAAAAAUAAGAGAUGAGGAGAGGAAACUGUUUCGGAAGAAGUCCAAAGGCAAAGACGGAAGCGCAGGUGUCACUUCUGUUCCGAAAAAGUCUGAUGCCACUUACUUCAAAACGAUGGUGGAUCUGGAGGCUCAGCCCGUUCUGUUUAUCCCUGACGUUCACUUUGGAAACUUGCAAAGAGCUGGACAGGUUUUCACUUUCAACACAGAAGAGAUUGAUAGAGAGGGGAGUGUUUUGGUGAAGAGGAUGUACAGGUCGUCUGAUGAAGAUCUGUGUCCGUCGCCUCAGAAACAAAUGAAAGAAGACACGCACAAGAGAGUCCUGCUGUACGUGAGGAAGGAGACUGACGAGGUUUUUGACGCACUGAUGCUAAAGUCUCCAACUCUGAGCGGUCUCAUGGAAGCGAUCUCAGAAAAGUAUGGGCUGCCGACAGAGCGAAUGGUAAAAGUCUACAAGAAGAGUAAGAAAGGGAUCUUGGUCAACAUCGACGACAACAUCGUGGAGCAUUAUUCAAAUGAAGACACGUUUAUCCUGAACUUCGAGAGCUGCGCAGACAAUUACAAAGUCACGCUACAGGAAAUCUGA